AUGGCGCAAAUCAGAGGUACAGCGGGUUACCACCUCGGCAAUCAGCAGAACAUGUCGUCUUUUGGCGGACAGACGAGCUCAUCUGCAACGAAUGACCCUUCGCCACUCGACCAGAUCCGAGCCCAGACGAGCAAGAUUGAGGACCUCCUGGACACAUACUCCGAUCCGGUCAAGCCGUACCUUCCCAUGAUCGGCAGAUUUCUGAUUGUAGUCACCUUCUUGGAAGAUGCUCUGAGGAUCUUGACACAAUGGGGAGAUCAAUUGGAGUAUCUAUACCAAUACAGACACAUGCCAUGGGGCAUCAACCAUGUCUUCUUGCUCGUCAAUGUCGUCGCAAUGACCGCCAGCAGUAUACUUGUCAUUGCUCGCAAACACAGUGAAUAUGCUGUGGGUGGCUUGAUCGGUGUCGUGAUCACCCAAGCGCUGGGCUACGGUCUGAUCUUCGACCUCAACUUCUUCCUUCGCAACCUUUCCGUCAUGGGUGGGCUGGUGAUGGUCUUGUCCGACAGCUGGGUCCGCAAGAAGUUCGCACCGGCGGGCCUGCCACAACUCGACGAGAAGGAUCGCAAGAUGUACUUUCAGCUGGCAGGUCGCAUCCUGCUCAUAUUCUUGUUCAUUGGCUUUGUCUUCGCAGGCGAAUGGAGCUUUGGACGUGUGAUUGUGAUUCUGAUCGGCGCUGUGGCAUGCAUCAUGGUUGCAGUGGGCUUCAAGGCGAAGUGGAGUGCCAUCGUUCUGGUCAUGAUUUUGAGCGUCUUCAACAUCUUGGUCAACAACUUCUGGACUCUUCACCCUCACCACCCACACAAGGACUUCGCAAAGUACGACUUCUUCCAGAUUCUUUCAAUCGUGGGUGGACUGUUGCUGCUGGUGAAUAUGGGACCAGGACAGGUUAGUUUCGACGAGAAGAAGAAGGUGUACUAG
Molecule: messenger RNA, 921 nt
Organism: Fulvia fulva
Lineage: Eukaryota; Fungi; Ascomycota; Dothideomycetes; Mycosphaerellales; Mycosphaerellaceae
Product: Surfeit locus protein 4
Exons: 2
Coding region: 1-921 (306 amino acids)
Biological process (GO): Golgi organization
Cellular component (GO): endoplasmic reticulum-Golgi intermediate compartment; endoplasmic reticulum; membrane
Source: RefSeq, a predicted model, not a curated record